AUGGGCGCAACUGGCUCCAGAGGCAUGUCCCCCGGUUGGGAUGAACUCCAGAUCGGCGGUGGUCACCUUGAACUUUCUCCCAUUGAUCGCCUUCUCCUCUCUCACUGGACGGCUACGCCGAUGGUUGAGCGCUCCCGGGAGCAAUUUCCAGACGAGGUAAAGGCAUCGGUUUCCAUGGUGCCGAUGCCGCGGAUGAUGAGUGUUCUGGAUGAGCUUACGUUUCUGGAGAGACUGAUGACGGCUUACAAUGUGUCAAUCUAA
Messenger RNA from Pseudogymnoascus destructans, 261 nucleotides. RefSeq lists its product as uncharacterized. The transcript is spliced from 2 exons. The record is from RefSeq and is a predicted model, not a curated record. Bases 1 to 261 code for a protein of 86 amino acids. NCBI's taxonomy places the organism in Eukaryota, Fungi, Ascomycota, Leotiomycetes, Thelebolales, Thelebolaceae.